Babesia bovis T2Bo is the source of this 1592-nucleotide messenger RNA. RefSeq lists its product as uncharacterized. The coding region runs from base 37 to 1521 and encodes 494 amino acids. Lineage: Eukaryota; Apicomplexa; Aconoidasida; Piroplasmida; Babesiidae. The transcript has a single exon. The record is from RefSeq and is a predicted model, not a curated record.
AAGAUGUUUCCGUUUUAGGUAUACAAUGCAGAUAGAAUGGAUAUAAUGGGUAUCGCCCACAAGUCAACUUUAAUCGCAGUGGCUCUCGCAGGAAUACUACACAUUAACGGACUGCAGACACAUUAUCGCAGUGAUGAUCAUGGAAUACCAUCGCUAUUGGUUGCAAGGCACCGAGCGUUCAUAAAUGGGCUCGGAGUGCCACAUCUACAACCGAAACAACGUAAUCGCAAUAGGUCACAGUUUGCUGCAGAAUCCGAGGAACCAAACGAUGAAUCUGUCACAGAUGAACAGCCCCUUCGGGUACAUUAUGACAAGGAAGACCACAGAACCAUACACGAAGAACUUGAGAAAAAGAGUAUAGAAUACAUCGAUAAUGAAUACAUUAAUGACGCGAGUCGAAAACUUGAUAAUGCAAACAAUGGAUCCCAAGAUAAGGAAUCGUAUUUUAAUAUUGAAAAGAUAAGAGACAAUGGCAAUGAAACGAGCGAUGAAGUCGUUACGUCCGUGGACUCAACUGGUAUCAAGGAAAUUGAAAAGGGUGAGAGGCCAUCUGUAGCCGGCCGAGGCACGGACGCGGUACUCAAACUUGAGGACUACCCUACCAAUGUGGACACAGGCAGACUUAACGAAUGGAAUGCCAAAUGGCAACCAGGUGAAAAGGUUAUGUCAUUCUUCCCAAUCAUCGUGGAUGAGUUCUCCCUGCUGCCGUCACCCCUGCAAUUGGGAUUUGAAGACCCCGUCAUAUUUAGAGGGAAAUUUGUAGAUAUGACCUUUAACUCCCUUAUAGAUACCAUGGAGAUGCCAAACGGUGAUACUAAGCAGAUAUAUGGAAUGUGCUUUAUCAAUCCAUCAUCGGGGCAGCUAGCACCGUUGGCAGUAUAUGCCGAGUUAAUCUCGAGAGAAGCCAAAAUCGAUAGCACCGGAGAACAGCUAAAGGUAAAGGGAAGAGUACUGGGCAGAGUCAUCAUACACAAAGUACUAUUGGAGGAACCAUUUAUAAAAGCUAAAAUCAUACCAAUAGAAGACGAUCCGAAAUUCAGUAAUGCAGAGGAAGUACCAAAGAUAGUAGAUGAAAUAACAAGCAUAUACGCAAACUGCAAUAAUGCAGAACGUGAAAUCAUGGAACUACUAGGGCAAUCCUAUGCAGUGGCACGAAUAAAAGAAAGACCAGAUCUACAUGACCUAAUUGAUAAACGACUUGGGCUUUUCAAUGUCAACCUCAAUCAGGGCGCCCAAGCAUUUGCACAAAUCGCAGCAUAUACAGCAUUCGACUACCAUCUCACCGCUAAUGAAAGAUACGAUGCGCUGGCCAUGCAAAACUCAUUCGAUAGGCUGAGAUUCGUAAGGGAUAACCUAAGAAUUAAGCUGAAGCAACUGAAUAUACUCAAAAAGGCGCCAAAAGAUAAAUUAGAAGAUAUAAUCGAGCAGAUGAGACAGCUGAAACUUAACAAAGAUGAUGUAAAUAGCCAUGUCAGGGAAGGACUCCCAAUGCCACCGGAAGAUGCAAACGCAGAAUCGUAAAACCCAUUAUCUCACACACAUCAACUAGAGAUAGAUUAAUAUAUCACUGAAGAUUAUAUGUGUAGAGUUAU